UGAGAACCACCACGAGAAGCUGAGUGUUUUCUGUUGGACCUGUAAGAAAUGCAUCUGUCACCAGUGUGCUCUGUGGGGAGGCAUGCACGGCGGCCACACCUUCAAGCCUCUGGUGGAGAUCUACGAGCAGCAUGUGACCAAAGUGAAGGAGGAGGUGGCCAAGCUCCGCCGCCGCCUCAUGGAGCUCAUCAGCCUCGUGCAGGAAGUGGAGAGGAACGUGGAGGCUGUGAGGGGAGCGAAGGACGAGAGAGUCAGAGAGAUCCGAAACACCGUGGAGAUGAUGAUCGCUCGUCUGGACAACCAGCUGAAGAACAAACUCAUCACCCUCAUGGGCCAGAAGACGUCCUUGACCCAGGAGACGGAGCUGCUGGAGUCUCUCCUGCAGGAAGUGGAGCAUCAGCUUCACUCCUGCAGUAAGAGCGAACUGAUCUCCAAGAGCCCAGAGAUCCUGCUCAUGUUCCAGCAGGUCCAUCGGAAACCCAUGCAGUCCUUCGUCACCACGCCGGUCCCCCCAGACUUCACCAGUGAGCUGGUUCCUGCCUACGACUCCAGCACUUUUGUUCUGGUCAACUUCAGCACCCUGAGGCAGCGGGCUGACCCGGUCUACAGCCCUCCUCUGCAGAUAUCUGGACUCUGCUGGAGACUCAAAGUCUACCCAGAUGGAAAUGGGGUUGUUCGUGGAAACUACCUGUCUGUCUUCUUGGAACUGUCCGCUGGACUCCCUGAAACAUCAAAGUACGAGUACCGCGUGGAGAUGGUCCAUCAGGCCUCCAGUGACCCAACCAAGAACAUCAUUCGGGAGUUCGCCUCUGACUUUGAGGUCGGUGAAUGCUGGGGCUACAACCGCUUCUUCAGACUGGACCUUCUGGCCAGCGAGGGCUACCUGAACAUGCAGACGGACACACUGGUCCUCCGCUACCAGGUUCGCUCACCCACCUUCUUUCAGAAGUGCAGAGAUCAGUACUGGUACAUCAGCCAGCUGGAGUCGGCCCAGAGUGGCUACAUCCAGCAGAUCAACAACCUUAAAGAGAGGUUGGCCAUCGAGCUGUUUCGCCGUCAGACGUCACGCAGCUCCUCGCCUCCUGACCUCAGGCUCGCCACGGGCACCACGACCUCCGAAAGAGACCCUCGCUCGGUGAAGAGCGACGAUGACAUCCAGACCACUCUGAGCAACGCUAAAAAGGGAGGAGAAGAAGAAGAGAGGACCCAGCACGAUGACUCUAAUGAGCUGUCGGACGGUGACUUGGAGGUGGACUGCCUCACGGAGGAGGAGGUGAACCCGCUGGACGGCAGCAGCACCUCGGGGAGCUCCACGGCCACCAGCAACACCGAGGAGAACGACAUAGACGAGGAGACCAUGUCAGGAGAGAAUGACGUGGACUUCAUUGGGAACCUGGAGACAGAAGAAGGAGAGCUUCCUGAUGACUUGGCUGGAGCUACAGGGGGCUCCGGCUCCAGCGUGCGUUCCUUACAUCGCAGUGCCGCUGCUGGUCGUAGCGCCGGCGGUAGCGGCGCCACAGCUGGUGGGGCUGUGGGUCCGAGCAGCAACAGCCUCCUGGAGAUCGACCCGGUCAUCCUGAUCCAGCUGCUGGAUCUCAAGGAGCGCAGCAGCGUGGAGUCUCUGUGGGGCCUUCAGCCUCGUCCUCCAGUGUCUCUGCUGCACAGCCAAGCUCAUGCUCACUCCCGUAAAGACCGCGAGCGGCGACCUCAGGUUGUGCGCCGAUCUGCUCCAGACUCAGGGGUCCUGAUCCGCCUCAAGGCUCAGAUGGCUGAGGUCCGCAGCAAGAUGUCUGACGUCAAGAGUCAAGUGCUGGAGGCUCGAGCGAACGGAGAGCCCAGACCCAGCCCAUCGGGGGGCUUCAGCGUGGAGGAGGUGUCGUCUCACCACGCUGAUUCAGAGUUGUCAGCUUGUCGUAAGCCCGGUGAGCUGGACCUGCUGGGGAGAGCAGCUGCGGCUCGGUCCAGGCCCUGCCGCCCUGCCAGGAAGUCUCUGUCCCCGGUCCUGGACAGCAGCGGCUCUCUGGUGGUGAAGAGGAGGAGUCCAGAGGAGAUGGAGAAGGACCUGAGAGAAGCAGACGUGGCCACAGAGCUCAGCCUGCAUCUGAAAGAGGGGCUGGGAGGUGCAGAGGGACUGCUGAAGGCUGACGGCACCCAGGGUCCCGUCGUGUCUCUCGGCGGCUCCUCGUCGGAGAAGGCCUCCACCUCCAAGCUGCAGUACUCGGUGGAGCAGCAGCUGUACGUGGCCUCGGGAUCCAGGGACGACAUCUUCUCCUUGGGAGGGCCGAGCUACAUGACCGCCAGCAAGAACUGUGGCGGCAGGACCCUAGGGGCAACCAUGUUGGACUGUGAAUCUGAGAGCUCAGGAAACUCCCAUCAGUCCUUGCUGGAGGGCUCCUCUGCACAGCCGCAGUCAAAUGAAGAUCAGUCUCCGUCUGUCCUGGUGGCAGCGACGAGCAGCGACAGCGACAGCGAGGAACAGAAGAUCUGUGGAGAGGCGGUCUCGUACUCUCGGCUACGUAGAUUCUUGGGGAUUCACAAGGACAUAAUGGCCAGAGACGACAGUUAA
Messenger RNA from Morone saxatilis (striped sea-bass), 2566 nucleotides. It is a transcript of the gene trim37, whose product is annotated as tripartite motif containing 37. The coding region runs from base 83 to 2566 and encodes 827 amino acids. Gene Ontology annotation, cellular component: aggresome; peroxisome. The record is from RefSeq and is a predicted model, not a curated record. NCBI's taxonomy places the organism in Eukaryota, Metazoa, Chordata, Actinopteri, Moronidae. Gene Ontology annotation, molecular function: tumor necrosis factor receptor binding; ubiquitin protein ligase binding; ubiquitin protein ligase activity. The transcript is spliced from 21 exons. Gene Ontology annotation, biological process: negative regulation of centriole replication; protein autoubiquitination.